AUGAACAUGGAAAACAACAUGAAGGAGGAACAAGAUAGGAGAAGGAGAGCAGCUUGGGCCGCAUUGGGGCCUCUCGAGGAUGCCACUGACCAACUGAAGGACCCAAAAAGCUGCGCUCAUCUUUUCGAUUCUACGGUCCACCCAGUGCUCUGUUAUGCUGCUGAGACGUGGGUUAAUACUUCAACCACGUUAGGAAUGCUUCGCACUGCUCGCAGAGCGCUUGAGCGAUGUCUUCUAAAACAUGAGCGAUUACGAGAAGAAGGAACGAUUGGUAUAUGUGCUAGGGUCCGCAUAGUUGGUGAAGACGGACCGUCCAAGUAUCCUAGUAAGUAA
This is a messenger RNA of Angiostrongylus costaricensis, 333 nucleotides long. Lineage: Eukaryota; Metazoa; Nematoda; Chromadorea; Rhabditida; Metastrongylidae. The record is from the annotation of a GenBank genome assembly.